Corylus avellana is the source of this 1691-nucleotide messenger RNA. NCBI's taxonomy places the organism in Eukaryota, Viridiplantae, Streptophyta, Magnoliopsida, Fagales, Betulaceae. The record is from RefSeq and is a predicted model, not a curated record.
GCCCCAAGAAAAUCCUGAUAAUAGUGCAGCUGUGCAGGCCACAGUAGUCUUGAAUGGUUUAAUUUGCUCCAUCGUCUUGUAGAAAGCAAAUUAAGAUGGCAAACAUUCGCUUCUUAUCCACCACCACCGUCCGGCCGACAGCGAGUCAUCCCAGCGAGUCAACCCGGAGGGUUGAGCUGACUCCAUGGGAUCUUCAACUCCUCACACUCGAUCAAAUCCAAAAGGGUCUCCUCUUCCUCAAACCUACACCCUCCCAAGAAAAUAAACUAAAAGGCAGUGUUAUUGAUCAACUAAAGACCUCUCUGUCUCGCACGUUGGAUAUUUUCUAUCCUCUCGCCGGCCGCCUAGUCAUGGUUGAAAACGAUGAUGACAAGACCACCUCUUUCUUUGUCGACUGCAAUAACCUUAACCUUGGAGGAGCAGAGUUUGUUCAUGCGGUGGCAGAUGGCGUCACCGUGGCCGAUAUCCUUGAGCCCCUCUACGUUCCCGAUAUUGUCAACUCCUUCUUUCUGAUGAACAGGGUAUUGAACUGCGAAGGUGUUUCCAAGCCAUUGCUGGCGGUGCAAGUGACUGAGCUCGUUGAUGGCAUCUUCAUCGGUUGCACUUUAAACCACAGCGUUGCGGACGGCACCACCUUCUGGCGUUUCUUCAAUACUUGGUCUGGGAUCUCUACGGGUUCUUCUGAUCCCACCUCACAAUCUCCUCCGAUCUUCGGGUCGGGUUUUCUUGAUGGUAUUAUGAAUCUCCCCAUUCGAAUUCCUUUCCAAUUCCAGCGCAAUGAGAGUUCCAACACUAGUCCACCCCUAAAACAGAGAGUUUUUCAUUUUUCGAAGGAGAAAAUCCAACAACUUAAAGCAAAAGCAAAUGCUGAAAUGAGCACUAACAAGAUCUCGUCCCUUCAAGCGGUUCUGGCUCAUCUUUGGCGAUCUGUGGUUCGCAGCCGGCGUCUCAAUGCUGAUGAAGAGACUUGUUACGGCGUACUCGUGGGAAUGAGGCAAAGAUUACAACCACCAUUGCCGGAGGAGUAUCUAGGAAACGCGAUUCUAUUCGGGAACGUAACGGCCACUGCAGGGGAUCUUCUUGAACACGGACUAGGCUGGGCGGCUUCGCAGAUAAACGAGAUGAUUGCUUCUCAAAACGUAGAAGAAAUAAAAAAGUAUGUGGCGGAUUGGAUAAAAACUCCUAAGUUUCUAACAAUCAGUGACCUGCUAAUUAGUAAGAAAUUGGCCACAGGAAGCUCGCCGAGGUUCAAUGUGUACGGCAAUGACUUCGGUUGGGGAAGACCCCUUGCGGUGCGGAGUGGUGUUGGGAACAAAUAUGACGGGAAGUUAACCGUGUUUCCCGGGCCAGAAGAAGGAAGUAUUGAUUUUGAAGCUUGCCUCUCGCCUGAGACGUUGCUGGCUAUGGCGGACGAUGCAGAGUUCAACGAGGCAUUAGUCUCACAAGUCAUGUGACGGAGUUAUCCCAGUCGGAUUAAUUUACUUUUCUGAGUUUCCUCAAAUGUUUGAUCUAAAGUUCUCUGCAUUUAUGCUUUUGUUUUCUGCAUGCAAGUUUCACUUUCAGAAUGAUUUCAUAGUUGGAACAUUUGUUCAACCAGCUAUUUUGUCAAACUUAUGUAUUCUUCUCCUUGUUUGUGAAGAGAGAAAAAAUAACGCAGGAGUAUUUCAUUUAUAGUCUAUACAGAUUAUGAU